Messenger RNA from Amaranthus tricolor (Joseph's coat), 831 nucleotides. RefSeq lists its product as uncharacterized. NCBI's taxonomy places the organism in Eukaryota, Viridiplantae, Streptophyta, Magnoliopsida, Caryophyllales, Amaranthaceae. Gene Ontology annotation, cellular component: nucleus. The record is from RefSeq and is a predicted model, not a curated record. Bases 1 to 831 code for a protein of 276 amino acids. The transcript has 2 exons. Gene Ontology annotation, biological process: chromatin remodeling.
AUGCUAGUUAGAAUAGUAGUGAGAAAAGAGGUCAUAUCAAUUAUUAGUACGUAUGGGCCGCAAGUUGGGCUAGAUGAUGAAGUCAAAUGUGAGUUUUGGGAUAACCUGGGGGACCUUAUAGAUAUCAUCCCUGCCAAUGAAAAAGUUUUUAUAGGUGGAGACUUCAAUGGACACAUAGUUAAGGAGGCAGUUAACUAUAACUCAGUUCAUGGCGGUUUUGGUUAUGGUGUAAGGAACGAGAGUGGAGAGAUCUUCCUUAAGUUUGCGUUAGCAAAGGAGUUUGUUAUAGAAAACUCGAUCUUUAGAAAGAAGGAUGAGCACUUGAUUACUUACAAGAGUGGUGGGCAUGCAACCCAAAUUGACUACUGUUUAGUAUGGAAGGAUGAUCGGAGCUUGUGUCUAGACUGUACGGUCGUGCUGGGUACAGGGAUGCCCACCCAAGAUAGGUUAUUAGUAUUAGUGUUUCGUAUGAGGAGAAAGAUUGCCGAGAAGAAGAUAAAGGCGACCAUAACGAAAACCAUUCGAAAGGUGGCAAAGGAGACAUUAGGGGUAUUGACGGGGAAACCAAAGGUGUACAAAGUAUUGUGGUGGUGGAACGAAGAAGUGCAAAAGAAGAUAAAGGACAAAAAUAGGAGAUUCAAGGAGCUCAUGGCUUGCACGGAGGAGGAGGAUAGGACACAUAAGAAUGAGAGGUAUAAAGAAGCGAAACGGGCGGCAAAGAAAGUAGUAGCGGAGGCAAAAGAUCACGCGUUUGAAGCCUUUUAUCAAAAGCUUGAUACUAAAGAGGAGGAGAAAUAUAUUUUUAAGUUGGCAAAAACAAGAUCUAGGUAG